Eurytemora carolleeae is the source of this 486-nucleotide messenger RNA. RefSeq names its product protein PXR1-like. The record is from RefSeq and is a predicted model, not a curated record. The transcript has 3 exons. NCBI's taxonomy places the organism in Eukaryota, Metazoa, Arthropoda, Copepoda, Calanoida, Temoridae.
AUGGGAACCACACGGCUACAAUCCCGUGAACUAUCUAUCACUGGACACGAUCUCAAUUGGAAGCUUGUAACUAUCGAUGCCAAAUCAAUGAGUACAAUUGGAAACCUGUUUAUCAAAACAGGGAACCACACGGAUACAAUCUCCAGCCUACAUUCUCAUAUACUCAAUACUCAGAAGGAUGGAGAAAACAAGGAAACUAAAGGAAGGAGAGAGGGAAUUAAGGAGAAAAGGAGAGAUGGAGAAAAAAAAGAUAAAAAAGGAGAUAAGGAGAUAAGAAAAAGAGAAAAAAACGAAGGAAAGAAAGAAUGAAGGAAAGAAAGAACGAAGGGAAGAAAGAACGAAGGAAAGAAAGAACAAAGGGAAGAAAGAACGAAGGAAAUAAAGAACAAAGGGAAGAAAGAACGAAGGAAAGAAAGAACGAAGGAAAGAAAGAACAAAGGGAAGAAAGAACAAAGGAAAGAAAGAACAUAUGGGAAGAAAGAAUGA